Closterium sp. NIES-67 is the source of this 1739-nucleotide messenger RNA. Lineage: Eukaryota; Viridiplantae; Streptophyta; Zygnematophyceae; Desmidiales; Closteriaceae. The record is from the annotation of a GenBank genome assembly.
UGUUUUGCUCUCUCCUUUCUUGUAGUGAAUCUAGUGCGCUGUGCGCUACUUGUUGCCUAGCUGCGUGCUUCGGUGUAGUAUAACAUCGGCUCUCCCGGUUCUUCGCUCUUCGGUGAUCGGGUCGCGCGUCACAUAAGUAAUCCAAAGUCGUUUCGCAUGGAGUGAUUUCCAGCACUCCGCAUCAACCCCUUAGGUACUACUACCAUCCAUCUUUCCCACAGCGAGCGAGGGGACUCGACGCUUGUUUCGACUCAAAAGCUCUACCCACCUUUCUGGCAGCGUCUCUCCGCCGUCAUCACCCCACCGUGCCAGAUUUCCUCUUUGAGAAUUCUCAAAAAACAGCAAUCCUUCAGCUUUUCUGGCGCCUCAGAAACCGAAUUCUCAAAAACCAACUCUCCGCCGCCAUCACCGCACCGUGCCACAUGGCGAGCAUCGUCGUCAUAACAACGCAGGACGACGCGGCGCACGCGUUUCCGGAGUCCGCCAUCGACGACCGCCUCCUCAUCCCGGGCCUCCCCAACGAGAUCGCCAUCCGCUGCCUCGCGCGCGUCCCCUACAUGCGCCGCCUCCCCCUCGGGCUCGUCUGCAAAUCAUGGCGCGACGCGUUUCGCGGCGGGACGAUCUACAACAUCCGGCAGCGCGAGGGGAUUCUAGAAGAGCUCCUGUGCGUCUCGUUCCUCGACAAGGCGCACGGGCGGCUCGUUCUUAAAAUCCUCGACGAGGCUUCGCGGAAAUGGGCGCCGCUUUCGUCGGAGUACCGGCAUACCAAGUGCAAGGUGCGCAGCUUCCACUGCCGCGCGUUCCGCCACAAGGUGUUCGUGUUCACGCGCGACGAGUGGGCUUUAAUUAAGAACAGCAACCUCGCCAUGCUCGGCAUCACGCGCGCGGGCGCCGGAGGGGGGGAAGAGGAGGCUCGCGGAGGGGGAGUUGGGGGACGCGAGGGAGGUGAGGGAGAAGCAGUGGGUGCGGUAGGGGGACAAGGAGGAGGCGACGGGAGAGGGGGGGAAGUGGGAAGAGGAGAGGGGGAAAGGGGAAGGGGAGCUGACGGGGGGGGAGAAAGGGGAGUUGCGGGUGCUGCUGCUGAAGCUGAUCCUACGGCGGGUGGGCGGGGGUUUGGUGGCGGGGGUGGAGGGUUUGAAGUGUCGAACGUGGUUACAUGUUACGGGCGGUUUUACACGCUGGAUCACAACUUCAUACACGAGUAUAACCUGGAGAUGAAGCAGUGGGAGCGAGCCGUGCAGCUGCCCUCUCGCCACAGGUGGGCCGGAACCUUCCGCCAGUGCUACUUCCUCGUGUCCCUGGACGGGAAGCUGUGUGUGAUUGACACGUGGCAGGAGAAGUGGCUAUGGAUGACGGGGAAGGUGAAGGCGAAUGCGAGCUUUUUGGAGUUCCCUGAGGAGGCAGCUGAGGGAAGGGUAGGAGAGGGUUUGUUAGGCAGCAGGAGGGGUGUUGAUGACACAAGUUUGGGGUUGAGACGGGUUGCCAGAUGUAGGUCUGCAAGUGGGCUGAGAUACAGCUGGAGCAGAGUGCACAUGCCAGUGGAGACAGAGGGGAGGGAACUGGCAGGCUAUGCUGUGUUUCAAGUAUAAGGGGGUGCAUGAAUCAUGGGACGUCAAGCUUUGAUGCAAUUCAGUUGGGUUCCUUCAGUAGGCUGGUUAGAAGGGCUUGGGCAUCACAUUAUGGCACAUUGGGUUUGGGAUCACUUUACCUUGCAUCCUAAUGUCUCCAUAACAUGGCAU